AUGUCGUCGCCAAGAAAGCUUCCAUUAGAUGUGGAAGAAGAGAUACUUGUUCGAGUUCCACCUCACUCUCUUGUUCGGUUCAGAUCCGUUUGCAAAGCAUGGAACACUCUUUACAACGACAAAAGAUUUGCCAACAAACAGUUGUCUUUCGCUCGGCCAGAGUUCUUGUUAAAGACACAUUCCCAUAUUUAUUUAAUAAGCGUCGAUCUCAACAACGACGAUCCAACUUCAAAAGUGACUGAUUUAUGCUUUGAUGAUUUACGCGGUCUCGGUUAUGAUCUUUAUGGGGUCUGCGAUGGUUAUAUCUUACUGUGUGAUUCUUAUAAUGAAGGCGGAUACGUUGUUUGGCACCCAUUGUUGAGACAGACUAAAUGGAUUGCCUGGAAUGGGAAAUCUACAUGGGUCGAGAGCUUAGGUUACGAUGGUAGUAGUCUCGAAAAGAGUUACAAGGUUAUUGCGACGUAUGAUCAUACUUAUAUUAAUCCAUUUGAUGACGACUUUGUUAGGAGUUUUAAUGUCUUCAAAUUUGCUAGCAAUGUGUGGAAAGAAACUUAUUAUUCCAUUUCUUCCCAAGAGUAUAUGUCAAUAGAAGACAAUGAUAAGUCUAGCACGGUCUCCCUGAAUGGAAACUUGUACUGGACAGCUUAUUAUAGAGUAACGCUUGAGUAUUUCAUCCGAAUGCUCGAUUAUUCGAAAGAGGUAGUAAAGAAAUUUUGUAUUCUACCCUUUACGGCGAAUGGUAGCCAUAACUGUGGCCUCGCGAUAUACAAGGGAGAUCGGUUUUCAGCGUUACAACAAUGCACAAGCAGAAGAGUUGUCGAGAUUUGGGUGACAGAGAAGGAAAUUGGCAAUGGGGAUAAUGGAGAAGAUGUGGUGUGGGUCAAGUUCAUGACUAUUCCAAUACCUAAGUUUCCCAUGGUUUGCAACAACCGUUCUUCAAGUUACUUCGUGGAUCAUAAUUAUGUCUAUGGAAAGAGCUUUGUUAUGUGUUUUCUUGACAAGAAACCUAAACAAGCUUGGGUCUAUAUUGUGAGGGGCAAAGUGUGCAAAAAGUUUAAGAUUGAUCAAGUGGUACGUCAGAAGUUUCAAUCAUCUGUCUAUGUUCCUAGUUUGAUCACCAUUCCUAAUUUGGAGACUUUGGAUGAAGAUACUUAA
Molecule: messenger RNA, 1155 nt
Organism: Capsella rubella
Lineage: Eukaryota; Viridiplantae; Streptophyta; Magnoliopsida; Brassicales; Brassicaceae
Product: putative F-box protein At5g37040
Exons: 1
Coding region: 1-1155 (384 amino acids)
Molecular function (GO): protein binding
Source: RefSeq, a predicted model, not a curated record